Pogona vitticeps (central bearded dragon) is the source of this 2110-nucleotide messenger RNA. Lineage: Eukaryota; Metazoa; Chordata; Lepidosauria; Squamata; Agamidae. The record is from RefSeq and is a predicted model, not a curated record.
AACAGAACUAAUUGCUUCAAAACUUCAAAGAAAGAAGCUGAACAGGCUCAGAACUGGAGGAAUGAAAAUUUUGAGCGGCCCAUCGACCUGGAAGGCUCUGGAGAUGACUACUCUUUUGAAGACGAAGAAGUUGAAGAAACAGAGGAAUUCUAUUCAGGUUCAGGCUCCGGCUAUUUUGAGCAGGAAUCUGGGAUCAAGACCGUUGUGCGGGUUGCCACAGACGCCCCCAUUCUCCUUGCCACAACUUCGGCUGUCAUGCCCGUCACAUCAGUGCAGCCGGUCGGCACCCCUUUUGUGCCAUUCCCUACAGCAGGAGCCACCUCUGGUCCAGCAACGACAUCCAGUUUCUACAUCCCAAGAAUGACCGAGGCUCCAGCUGUCACCAUCCAGAAAGCAGUGGGCACGACCGCUGCUACCACCGUCCAAGAUGUCACUACCGCUACAACUACCACCGCCACCACUACCGCCGCCACCACAGCUGCUGCCACCACCACAGCCUCCACCACAAGCACCACCUCCAUGCCAACGAUUGUCCAGAGAGUCCUGACACCCUUUAUCACAGUUGUAGCCACAACACAGUCUGUUACACUUGAAACCCCCUCUGCUGCCACUGCAGCCAGGAUGGAACCCACGACAGAUCCUCCAACCACCACCAGCACAAAAAAGGUUCAAGGGACGCCAAAACCAAGCACCACACAGGAGUCGGAGUUCAGUGAAAAGAGCACUGAGCUGUCCCAGCCUUUGAGUCCCACAGUAGCUACCAAAUCAGCCCAGGGGAAACCUCUGGAUGUGACCCCUUCCACAGCAGUGAAUAAUGAACUGGAAGCCCCUAUCAGUGGCGACUUUGAGAUCCGUGAGGAGGAAGAAGUGGCAGCCCGGACAGAGCUCAGUAAUGAAGUGGUUGCCGUGGUUACCCCAGCAGCUGGACCAGUGCUGAGGAAGAACGCUGAGCCGGGCCUCAUAGACAAUACGAUAGAGUCCAGCAAUUCCGCUGCCCAGCUACCCCAGAAGAACAUACUGGAAAGAAAAGAGGUGCUCAUAGCUGUGAUUGUAGGCGGAGUCGUUGGGGCCUUGUUCGCCGCCUUCUUGGUCAUGCUGUUGAUCUAUCGGAUGAAAAAGAAAGAUGAGGGAAGCUAUACGUUGGAGGAACCCAAGCAGGCCAGUGUCACAUACCAAAAACCCGACAAACAGGAGGAGUUCUAUGCAUAAAAUCCGAACCUCGAGUGCCUCGCUAUCUCUUUCUCUCUCGAUGCUGUCGUUUUUUAAAAAAAAAUCAAAGCAAAACAGAAAUCUCUUACUCUUCACCCAGCCUAUUCUCUUUCUAAUCAAGUCUGUGAGUUUUAACAAGAAAGGUAGAAGGUUUUCAAAUACACCAUUUUUUAAAGUAUGGCACGUUUCUAAAAAAGGAAAAAAAAGUAGUUCUGGUGUUCGAAAACAUUUAAAGGAAUACCUGGCAUGUUGUGCAAACAGGAAGCAAUUUCAGUACGUCUUAGCUGUGCUCUUUAAAGGAAUGCUUGAGUUAGCAGCUUUGCCGGAGAUGUCCUGGAUUCACACCUUCCUCAGGACUAGAACCUUGACAUUUUUGAAAAACAAGGUGGACAGUUUUGCUUUCUGGCACUUUGUAAUACUCUUCAAGACAAGGAUUUGACAACACUGACUUUAAGCACAAGGAGAAGUGACGUACGAUGGUCUGGGCUACUCGCAGCCACCUCCUUCCCAAAACAAUGAAUUCUUUCAGAGCUGUGCUUUUGGAUUACUUCUGUGGUGAUUGCACAUGGUGUACGGAUAACCUCUUCUUGAUUGUGCAUCACUUUCUUUCCGACGGCAUGUCCCUCCAUUCCAUUUCUCUUCAACGCCAGACACUUUCCGUCAACCUGCCUGCUGCAAGAUCAUUCCAACUUGUAGAGGUUUCCAGUUAAGCCUUAUACCCAGAUUUUUCCAACUGGGUUUCACUGUGACUUUGAAAACUCAAUGUCCCACAGUAUUUGCAGACAUAGGCGGUUGGCCAGGAAGACUUUUAUAGGAUAUUAAUCAUGGGGGAGUGGGGAUUCAUGCAGAAUGAGGGGUGAGGGAAGGCAAGCUAUGUUCUAAAUAGAUCACGUUUAACACA